CUUUUCAAGUAUUGUGCUUAUUGAUCCUGUACCUUUUGUGCUUAGUGAAAUUCACUUUUUCAAGCUGCUACAAAUAUCUCAUUUGUUAUAAGAUUACACCAUUUAAAAAGUUAUUUUGGGUCGAAAAAGCUUUGAGAAGAGUUUGGGAUUCGAUACGCGUUGCAGAACAUUACAAAAGAGUGUCAGAUUAUUGGAAAAGAACCUAAACCAAGAACAAAAACCUAAUCUGCAUAUGUUAUGUCACUGGUUCUAGUGAAAUGAAAAGUGAUUUUCCAUCGAAACUCGUACUCACAAUUUGUUUAAAUAAUGUACUAGCGAUGAGACCAAGGUUGUAAAAAAUCUCCAAAAACUAACAACGGCUGUUGAGUACUCAGUGGUGAACAAGGUUCCUAAAAUCAUCUGUUAGUGAAACGAAGCUGCAAAUUAUUGAUUGCUCAGCCUAAAAAUGCAGCCAUUCUCAAAUAACGAUUACGGUGGGAAUGAAUAUGGCAAUUAUAAUCAACAACAACAACAAAACAUUCCAAUGCAACCUCAAGGGGUCGCCAGGCCAAUGGUGGACCCGGAAGCAAUGGGAGAGGUUGAUCCUAAUCUCUACCCACAAGCAAAGGAAGCGACGCACAAGAUUCGAGGAAAGUCCGAUAUUUUGGAGAUGCUGUGCGGAUCCGUGGACCAGGAGCUGCUUCCCGUGAAAACCUUUUACUUUUUCUUCUAUGCUGCGUUCGGGUCACUUUUUCCACUGAUGGGAGUUUACUUCAAGCAAAUGGGCAUGAAUCCUGGCCAGUGCGGACUACUCAUCGGAACCAGACCGUUUGUGGAGUUUUUGUCCGCACCUUUCUGGGGUAGCUACGCCGAUCGCUGUAAAAAGGGAAAAAUGCUGCUUCUCGCUUCGUUGGCCGCUUGGAUUAUCUUUACGUUGCCUCUGGGAUUCAUCCAACCGCCGGCAACCAGCUGCAUCGAGCGAAAGAACGCAACCGACUUUGAGCUUCGUACGCCUCAAGUUCCACGAAUACUGAAGCGUUCGAUCGACGAACGCAUGCUGGAGGAGGCUUCGUUUGGAAAGUAUACCGAGCCGGAGGACCAUUUUUCGAGAGUGGAAAGAGCGGCCCGACCAAUCGCUGCAGCCGGACAAUCCCCGUUGGGUGUGAGCUAUGCUAAUAACUUUAAUGAGAAAUUGCACAGUGACUGGGUGUCUCCACUAUUUUCGUCUAUUGUGUACAGAACUGCUGAUAUUCAAAAAGCAUUUUUCUUACUCUUGUUGCUCGUUAUUAUCGGCGAAUUCUUCAGUGCUCCAGCAAUUACACUUGCUGAUUCGGCAGUAAUUACGAUUCUUGGAGAGGAUGCCGAUCGAUACGGGCAUCAAAGAAUGUUCGGUUCGUUGGGAUGGGGCUUGGCGAUGUUCUUCGUGGGUAUAGCUCUAGAUCAUUCAACGGCUUCUGAUCACCCUUGCGGUCCGGAAAAACAAGAGAAAAAUUAUUCCAUUUGCUUUGCCACAUUUUCCGUUUUGAUGGGUGCUGCCCUAAUCUCUGCAACUCAAAUUAAUUUUAAAUAUGAUUUUUCGGAACCUCAAGAACCUCAGACAGAAAAGGUUACCACAGAGCCUACUCAUGAAGAGCAAAUGCAAAAUCAGUUGGCCGAACAGUUGCAGCUUCCCGCAUUGGCUGCUUCCAGUGGCAUGGCCAGCGCGGCUCCUCCACCGCAAGCUCUGGGAGCACAAGUGCGUAUACUGCUGUUGUAAAUCCUUGAAAACUUUAACCCUUAUGAUUAUUUUGCUUCACAGACUAAAAUGUUCGCUCAAACAACACGUGAAAUGCCCGAGUGGGUCACCGUCUUAAGGCAAUUCAAGGAUCUCAAAUGCGUCUCAUUUCUGUUUGUGGCCUGGUUUAUGGGAUUCGGUAUUGGACUCAUCUUUACGUUUUUGUUCUGGCACCUUCAAGACUACGGUGGAUCCCCAACCCUGUUUGGCGUUGCUUCCGUCAUUAAUCACAUUUCGGAAAUUUUUGCGUAUUUCUUCAGCUUCCGUUUGAUCACCCAAAUUGGCCACGUGAAGGUUCUUUGCCUUGGCUUGGUUGGAAAUAUUCUGAGAUUUUUGUACAUUUCCUAUCUGAAAAAUCCAUGGUGGGUUCUUCCAUUUGAGUUUAUGCAAGGCAUUACCCACGCUGCAGUUUGGGCUGCCUGUUGCUCUUACAUUGCUCACAAUACGCCCCAACAUUUAAGAGCUUCGGCCCAAGGAGUGCUCCAAGGACUGCAUCACGGACUCGGAAGAGGUUGUGGAGCUGUAAUUGGUGGAAUGUUUGUCAACUACUUCGGAACAACGGCCACCUUCCGUGGUUACGGUGUAAUUUGUAUUUUUGUACUUGCCGCAUUUGUGUUCAUCAACUUCUAUCGAAAAGAGCAAGGUUUCAUCUCGGAAAUACCAACCACUGAAGAUCCUCACCAGGUGGCUGAAGAAAUGGCACACUUGGCUCCUCACGGAGUUCCUAGCAAUCCAAUUCCACGAGCUUUGUCCAGUACGCGACUAAAUGAGAUUGGCAACCAGAAUGCUGACAAUGGAUACGGAACUUAUCAAACUACCGGAGGAGCACUAGAUGUUCCUGGCGGAGCUCCGCGCAAUCCUUUCGCUGCACCACAAAAUAACAGCUACGGAGGCAAUCAGUACUAAACACAAUGUUUUAGUAUUUCACGUUGUAGGCUAGGGUUAGAAAUUACGGCUCAUAGUAUUCAUCGACCAUUUUCAUAAAAGAGCGUAACCGAAACUGUUUGCAAGAUGUGCUCCCCUGUAUGGUAUCUGGAAUCAUUAUUGAUAACACUCAAUGUGUCUCAGGUGUUACCGUCAUUGAAAAGUAAAUCUUAUGUUUUACCAACAUAAAAAUGAUGAUGCAUUUCAAUCAAAGCCAAAAAUUUGUAUGAUUGCAGUUUAGUUUCUAAACAUUACCCUUAACAUGCAUUUUGUCAAGUCGAGUUUCUCUAAACUUUCUGUAACAAGAGAGAAAAUCAACAUGCUGGAAUCGUAAAUUAUCACACCAAAAUCAACGGUAAAAAACAACAUCCAAAUCAUUCAGUUGUUAAACACACCCACCUAAUCAUUCUAGGUCACUACAAUUUAUCUUCUAAACUUUUCUUCAAUGAUGUGUUAUUCUUGUAGUAUAUAAAACAAAUUAGCACGCAUAAUAACAAUCUAGCUUUUAAGGUAUACAAAUAAACUACUAAUAGUUCAAACAUUAAAACUACUCAGAACUAAGUCUAGUCUUACCUGUUAUUGAUCUAUAACUAAAUACUCUGUUUCUAAAUUGUGUUAUCACAAGGACGGUAAUGUUUUGUUAAAGGACUUAACGAUUGGCACAAACAUUCACGUUAUGAGUUAGACUGUAUUAGAAAAAUGAUUGUUAUUGUUGUUUUACAAGUUAUUUAAAUGACACCUCUACUGUAAGCUUCAGAAUGCAAUCAAAUAUGUAUCUGUUAAGAAUCAAACAAAUUCAUCUAUCUAUAAUUUUCUACUUUAACCCAACUACUUCAGUGACAUUUGCACAUUGCCUUUUCAUGAUUUAGCUCAGAAACCCCUCCCAAUUAACUUGCACAUACGCUUUCAACCACUUGCACAACGAAUUAAGUCGUCCAUCCUGAUUUAGGAAAGUUAUUAUUUUAACAAUGAAUAUUCAAACGCAUUACUAGGGUAUACAAAUUGCGUGGCAGCAAAAGCUUUAUUAAAACGAGUCGUAUAGCAUAUCAGUUUUCACUACAAAUUUUAAUAUAAUGUAGCAUCAGAGUAUUGGAGUAUUUAAUGAAACGAUAGAAAAUUACUAUUUACCAUAUUUACAAAUAUGCAAACUGUUUCUAACUAAAUUCAAUGAAAUCUGCCGAAAAUAUCCGAAAAUAACCUAGCUUCUACCAACAUUUGCACGAUUUGUAUCCUUCAAUGAAUGUUUUCAUAAAAUUCGUUUAUAAAAAAUAAAAUCCAGGAUGGAAACUUCGAAUAAAAUGAUAACAAAUUGCAUGCAGUGUAUUGUCCUUAAUUGUAUAACUGACUGAAUAAAAUCCGAUGCUUCGAGCAUCACCAUCAAUGAUAUGUAUUUACAGUUGAAUCAAGAAAUGGAAAAGUAUUGAUGUUAAACGAAAUCGUAAAAAAUGACAAGUAUUAAAAAAGCAUUAUAAAUAACCAUUACCAGGAAUGAAAUGAUGUACAGCACUGAAAUGAAUGUAACACUUAACAUAAUUCACAAUAUUAUAAACAUACAAAUGAAAAGCACUUCUAAAUUGUAAUACAUCUAAAAGCGAAAUUCGUUAAAAGAAAUAAAUAAUAAAAUGUAAGAA
This is a messenger RNA of Culex quinquefasciatus (southern house mosquito), 4308 nucleotides long. RefSeq names its product major facilitator superfamily domain-containing protein 6 (gene jef). Gene Ontology annotation, cellular component: membrane. The record is from RefSeq and is a predicted model, not a curated record. Lineage: Eukaryota; Metazoa; Arthropoda; Insecta; Diptera; Culicidae.